CUACGGACCCUCAAAAAAAAAAACCCCUCGCCGCCUACGGCGAGAUCCCCCACGCCACGCACGCGGCGCUGCAGCUAAAACCCUAAUCCUCCACCGGCAGCGCGGCUCGCCGCGGGCGGUUCCGCGAUGCGCCGGUGCGCGGCGGCGAUCGCGAGGGCGGUGGUGGCGUUCCUCGACGCCGUCCUCGUGGGCUGCCUCCUCUCGUGCUUCCGCCCGCGCCCCCGCCGCGGCUCCGGCUCCAGCGAUGCGCUCGUGCACGGGGAUCGGGCCGCGGAGUUGACUGAUGGUGGUGGCUGUGAUGAGGAGGAGGAACUUAGGCUCGAGGCCAAUUACCUCAAGUUAUGUGGCACUAUAUCUGAAACUCCAGCUGAGCUUCAAACUGAGUGUGAUAACAUGCCAACCGCUGUAGCAGCAACCAACUGGGCAUCACUAUUUGAAACUACAUCUGAAGGAUGUGAGGAGAAUCAUGCACCGUCUGAACUGAGCAUUGAAGAUACCCAGCAUCUUCCGGGAGUUGAAUUAGUUCCUGAUGCAGCUUUCUUGGGAAAGAGCCUGUUUCAGAACAUGCAACACAAGCAGGCUGAUUGUAGUGGUUCACCCUUUGCAACUCCUUUAGUUCUCAGGGAUGAUAUGCAGACCCCUGGAACAAUCUAUACUUCACAAAGAGGGGCUUCUAUGUCUGGAAAGCGUGUGCACAUCCGGAAACAGUUCGUCUACCCGGUCUUGAGACCGAUCGAGAACAGACUUCAGCAGAUGGAAGUGACAGAAGAUUCUUCACCAUCGCCGCCAUCCAAUCCCCCCAAAAGGAAAAACCUGGAAGUAGAUUCUGUCAAGAAGCCAAAGCAAGCAUAUUCAACUUCAGUGGUUAAAUCAGGUUUGUCCGAAACAUCAUCAUCAUUUUCACGCCAGGUAAAAGAAGCACUCUCUCCUGAGGAGUUAUUGGAUAGCGGAGAACUAUCAAAUACCAAGUCAGGUGAAAAGAAUGCUGCAUUUAGCCUGUGCCACUGGGUGAAAUCUUCCUCCACUACAGAUGUUAAGAACCAAGGUAAUGUUAAGGGUGCAGCAGGCGAUCAAUCAUAUGAUGAGUGCAGCUUUCCAACGGAGAGACCUGGCUUCAAUGCUUCUGAUCUUGGGUGGGAUAUUGAGAAUCCUACUCCUGGGUUACCCAAGACAUGGGAUGGCAAUGGUAUUCCCAACACAAUCACCAGAUACAAGGAGGAUCAAAGGGUUAGUUGGCACACCACACCGUUCGAGGAAAGGCUACUGAAGGUGUUAUCUGACGAGGAGCAUCGCCCUCCAAGGUCAUCUUCUUGCUUAUCCAACCUUUUUUUCUCAUGCACCAUGGAACCAUAAUCACGCUACUUAAUAUGGUAGUCUAAUGGCAAUAUCAUGCAUUCGAAGCAGGAAAGUGGUCCGUGGAAAGUUGUUCCAUCUGGAGAAGAAAGCCGAAUAGCAAGUCAUGAACCUGUCAGCAACAUCUAACGCUAAGGCCUUGUUUAGAUGCAUAAAGUUUUGAGUGUAAAGCAUUGUAGCACUUUCGUUUAUAUUUGAUAAUUAUUGUCCCGUCAUAGAUUAACUAGGCUCAAAAAAUUCAUCUCGCAAAUU
Panicum virgatum (switchgrass) is the source of this 1605-nucleotide messenger RNA. RefSeq names its product protein JASON-like. Gene Ontology annotation, biological process: male meiosis II. The transcript is spliced from 6 exons. Bases 127 to 1353 code for a protein of 408 amino acids. NCBI's taxonomy places the organism in Eukaryota, Viridiplantae, Streptophyta, Magnoliopsida, Poales, Poaceae. The record is from RefSeq and is a predicted model, not a curated record.